This is a messenger RNA of Rosa rugosa (rugosa rose), 696 nucleotides long. RefSeq names its product protein FAR1-RELATED SEQUENCE 5-like. The transcript has 2 exons. Lineage: Eukaryota; Viridiplantae; Streptophyta; Magnoliopsida; Rosales; Rosaceae. The record is from RefSeq and is a predicted model, not a curated record. Bases 1 to 696 code for a protein of 231 amino acids. Gene Ontology annotation, biological process: regulation of DNA-templated transcription. Gene Ontology annotation, molecular function: zinc ion binding.
AUGUCAAGUAGUCAACGAGCAGAAAGUGCGCAUUCCUUUUUUAAGGAUUAUGUUUCUCAUAAAAAUUCUCUAGUGGACUUCAUGGUUCAGUUUAGUCGGGGUCUUUUACACAAACGGCAUGAGGAGUUGAUUUCAGAUCACAUUGACAUCAAUGAGAAGCCAAGAUUUAAGUGCCGCAUUAAGAUGGAAAAGCAAAUGGCUGCUAUUUAUACACGGAAGUACUAUUACAUAUUUCAAGAUCAGUUGUGGGAGAGCUACAGUUACAAUCUUGAGGUUACAAAGGAGGAUGAAACUAAUUGUAUACUUAAGGUUAUGCGUCAGGAUCAUGAGGGUGGAAGAGCCCGAGUCAUUAUGUAUGACAAAUCAAUACCUUUUGCCUCAUGUAGCUGCAAAUUGUUUGAGAGUGCAGGAGUCCCAUGUAGACAUGUUCUAGCAUACUUACACAAGUUACAUCAAGUUCAUAAAUUGUCAGAUCAAUACAUUUUGAAGAGAUGGACAAAAUCUGCAAGGUCUGAGGUUGUGAUGGACAAGAUUGACAUGGAGAUAACUGUUAGGAAGUCCUUACUUGAAAAACGUGGUCUACUGUUCCAGCAAUAUUCACAUGUAAUUGAUAGCGUUGUCUUACACUAUGCCAAAAAAUGCUUCAAACCAUACCCUUCAGACAACAGAAGAGGUUGUAAUUUGCUGCAUGAGUAG